GGCUCUUAGACUGAGAGGACAAGAAUCAUGCAAAGAUUAGUUUGAUGUCUAGUUAGAGGAACUUGGCAUUCAUAGUGGGAGUUCUAACCCCUAAUAAAAACCGUGAAAGAAUGAGAACACCGAGAUCUAUACACCCCUUCUUGUUAUUAGUGUGUGGAGUAGUGGGGUUAUCGUUAGGAGAAUUUAUGCCUUAUAAGAUUCGGUUCACGGUGGUGAAAUCUCUGACAGGAGGGAGACAAGGACCCACAACUUCAUGUCCUGACAGCACCUGGCAGAUUUCAUUGACGCAGUACUUACAGGACAAGAUUGAUUUGAUUCCUCUGGACAUUGAUUACAUUAGCGUGCAGUUUAUCAACAUAACAACGAAAUCUCCGAUACGGAGUGUUUUGGUGCCCCCUGGCGGAGGGCCCUGUUACCAGGAUCAGGCCAGUCCAGAAGAUGUCAUUCCUUCAUCGAAAGUCCAUGGCUACUGUAAAGGACUGAAACAUACCGAUAACAUUAACACCGAGACCAUUUUGGUGAAGAAGACGUUUAAAGAAUCAUGUCGACUGAAAAUCUCACGUGAGUGUAACGAGACUGUGUAUGAUGCUCACUGUGUGCCCUGUGGCAGUGGCUGUACAGAGGACUGUUACGUGGUGAGUGGGACUUGUAAAGGGGAGUACGUGUGUGAGGAGCCCUAUACAGAUCUGUUCUGUAACACAACUUGUGAAGGCGAUAGAUACGGACCCUCCUGUGGUGAGACAUGUAGCCCGAAUUGUCUCACUCAGCCUCGGUCUGGGGACCGGAACUGUUCACAGUCAGACGGAACCUGUCUAUUGGGCUGUUUAACAGGCUGGCAGGGGAACAAAUGCGACAAAAUUUGUUCACCCGGUACAUUCGGAGAUGGAUGUAAAAGUACAUGUGUUGGGAACUGCCUUGAAGGAGACACUUGUUCUCACAUCAAUGGGACCUGUCCCCGGGGUUGUGAUAAAGGGUGGGAAAAUUUCCAUCCUUGUGAUAAGUCUUGUACAAACAACACGUAUGGUGUCGGCUGCUCCCAAACCUGCAGUACAGGAUGUGUCGACGGCGAAUGUGAUAGAAGAAAUGGAACGUGUUUGAAGGGAUGUCGAGAAGGAUCUAGGGGACCCAAAUGUUCAAAGUGCCCCAAAGGAACAUACGGGAAGAACUGUGCAUUUAACUGUGGAGAAUUCUGUGGGAACGGGACGUGUGACUUAGUAACCGGAACUUGUCCACAGGGACAGUGUGCUAGAGGGUGGAGUGGUCCCAAGUGUGAUGUGGAUACCUGUUUGUAUACGUAUGGUAAGUAUAAUCAAAUAUGGGGGGGGGGGGGUAAUAUUGCGCAGUAUUUAUGA
This is a messenger RNA of Saccostrea cuccullata (small rock oyster), 1352 nucleotides long. RefSeq names its product protein draper-like. NCBI's taxonomy places the organism in Eukaryota, Metazoa, Mollusca, Bivalvia, Ostreida, Ostreidae. The record is from RefSeq and is a predicted model, not a curated record. Gene Ontology annotation, molecular function: scavenger receptor activity. The transcript is spliced from 9 exons. Bases 111 to 1352 code for a protein of 413 amino acids.